UCAGACGCCCUCAUUGUAGGAUUUAAAUAAUGUGUUGACAUAUCUUAAGGUUUCAUGGAUCUGCUCAUUCAGAAAUGGGAGACUGGUCAAUUCUUGGCCGCUUCCUAACGGAGGUGCAGAACCAUUCCACCGUGAUUGGUAAGAUCUGGCUGACCAUGCUGCUCAUCUUCCGCAUCCUGCUGGUCACCCUGGUGGGAGACGCCGUCUACAGCGACGAGCAGUCCAAGUUCACCUGCAACACCCUGCAGCCCGGCUGCAACAACGUGUGCUACGACACGUUCGCCCCCGUCUCCCACCUGCGCUUCUGGGUCUUCCAGAUUGUCCUUGUCUCCACGCCCUCCAUCUUUUACAUCGUCUACGUGCUGCACAAAAUCGCCAAGGACGAGAAGCUGGAGAUUGAGAAGGUCCAGGAGGUGGCCCGUGAGAGGGCCAAACAGGUGGGCCUGGAUGAGGACGUGGCCCUGGAGAGUGGCAGCCCCAGGUAUCAGCCCUGCUACCUGGAGGAGUGGGGCGCACAGGAGGGGGGGUGUGUGGAGCAGAGCCUGCUGGAGGAGGAGCUGAGGGAGGUGGGGAAGGACCCCACCCAGCUCUCCAACCAGGUCCUGCUUAUCUACAUCAUCCACGUGGUCCUGCGCUCCGUCAUGGAGAUCACCUUCCUGGUGGGGCAGUGUUACCUGUUUGGGUUCGAGGUGCCGCACCUGUUUCGCUGUGAGACCUACCCCUGCCCCAAUCGGACUGACUGCUUUGUGUCCCGCGCCACGGAGAAGACCAUCUUCCUCAACUUCAUGUUCAGCAUCAGCCUGGGCUGCUUCGUGCUCAACAUCGUGGAGCUGCACUACCUUGGUUGGCUCUACAUCUUCCGGGUGCUGUGCUCUGCUUGCUCCACCUGCUGCGAGGCAGAGAGGAACCCUGUGGAGCGCGUGGGGCUGUACGCCCAUCACAACCCCCUGCUUCUGCAGCUUAAACACUCCUUACGAGGCCGGGUGGUCCUCCAGACGCCCACAGCCAUGUACCAGGAGAAGAGCAGCGGAGCCCCCGCCAUCUCCUUCCAGACGGACUCUACAUUGGAGUGCACCUCCAGGAGGAGUCCGGAGGAAAAGGAGCGCACCAAGACCAAGCUGGCUGGCAUGAGCAGGCUGGGAAGAGGGAAGAAGUCCUGGCUGUAAACUGGCGUUUUCUGUCUUUUUUUUAAUUUUUAUAUUUCUCUUUUGCUUCCUCCUCUGAUUGCGUUUGUUUAUCU
Molecule: messenger RNA, 1240 nt
Organism: Hypomesus transpacificus
Lineage: Eukaryota; Metazoa; Chordata; Actinopteri; Osmeriformes; Osmeridae
Product: gap junction delta-2 protein
Exons: 2
Coding region: 75-1166 (363 amino acids)
Biological process (GO): cell communication
Cellular component (GO): connexin complex
Source: RefSeq, a predicted model, not a curated record